Molecule: messenger RNA, 2430 nt
Organism: Aspergillus tanneri
Lineage: Eukaryota; Fungi; Ascomycota; Eurotiomycetes; Eurotiales; Aspergillaceae
Gene: RGT1
Product: putative C6 finger domain protein
Exons: 6
Coding region: 1-2430 (809 amino acids)
Cellular component (GO): nucleus
Molecular function (GO): zinc ion binding; DNA-binding transcription factor activity, RNA polymerase II-specific
Source: RefSeq, a predicted model, not a curated record
AUGAAUUCUCGCGAGCAUUCCGAUAUGCCUCCGGCUCCCUCAUACCCUUCCCCCAAUGCGGCGCAGAUCGGUCAGGGUGCCAUGCAGUACUACACCAACCGCCAACUGACAGCCGACGAACUGCUUUCUGCGGAGCUGUCGCGUGAAACAUCUGGACCCGGUCUUGCUGAUGGCUCCAGUAAUGGCGUUCAUCAUGGUCAGUCGAUGGUCAUGGGUGCCUCCAACCCUGCUGGUGGUGACAUGGGCCGCCCUUCCUCCCCCGACCAUCAUCAACAACAACACAUGCUGCAGUUCACCCCCAGCCAACAAGUCGGUGUCGAUCCGAACCAUGACCUAAGUUACGGUGACCAGAGUGCGAGAAGAAAAAGGUCAAAGAUUUCUCGCGCCUGCGAUGAGUGCAGGCGAAAAAAGGUUCGUUGCGAUGCCAGCUCUGAAACUGGCGUGGAAACAUGCUCCAACUGCCGCCGUCUUGGGGUUGUCUGUCAAUUCAGUCGCGUUCCCAUGAAACGCGGCCCAAGCAAAGGUUACAUCAAGGAAUUGGCGGAGCGGUUACAUACCCUCGAAAGUCAAAUGCAGCCCACAAUGGUUCAUCAGGACAUGCAGUACCAGGGCAUGAAUGAAGUGUCAUCCCCCAAGGGCUACCAGGAUUUCUCGUCGCCAAUGGAUACGGGCGCCGUGGGUCGCAAGAGGACAUAUUCGGUAUUCGAUGGACUUCCUAGCUCUUCGUUCACGCAGGCGCCUUUUAAUAGUCGCUCUCAAAAUGCAUUCGAAGACGCGGGAGAGACCUCAACGGAUCCCUGUAACGCAUCGGUUGUAGCAGGCUCAGUCCCCAAACCCGGCAAUCUAUUCUGGUCCUCCAGUAAUGAAAACGAGCUGCCCGCUGGCAUUGAAAUGACGGAUAUGCCCAAACAAGCAAUGGAGGAGGAUAUGACUCCAUUGGAUGUGGAUGAGGGAGCUAUGAACGCCUAUUAUAUGAAAAUCCACCCUGUCUUUCCCAUAUUGCCACACUCCAAGGAACGCCUGCUGGACAUCCUCCAUCAAUGCAGCCGUGAGGUGCAAGAGAUCUUCAUAUAUAGCCUCUAUACCGUGACGCGCACUAGCUUUGAUCGAGUAUUCGGCACCUUUGAGCGAGUCACCUCGUUUGACAAUGCGCAGGACCUUCUCCUAUAUUACACCCGUCAGCCAGCCAUUGUCCGCCCUACGGCAGUCAACCUGAUCUGGCUGCAGACCAUGUUACUCAUGAUACUCGACUGUGAUGGGAGAGGCCCCGAUAACUUUGUCCUGAAGGACGGUGUGCCAAAAUAUUCUUUGAUCCAGUCUGCCAAUAGACUUGGCUCGGAUCUAGCAAAGGGGCUUGGCCAGUUAAAGAUAAAAAGAUCCUCCGACACAGACGUCGACUCAGAAGCAAAUCUUGUGCGACGCAACUGGGUUGCAUUAGCUAUAUUGUCCCGCUGGUACGCGAUCAGUGUAGCUGACCCGAGCGCUCUCGGAAGCUACGAGGUCGGUGGUCGAGAGGAUGAAAGGAUGGUUGGACGAGCUACGACUGGAAUUGGUUCAUACUCCACAUUCCUUGUUGAGAUGGUUACUUUGGCCUCGUUGGAGCAUAAUGUUUGUCAAACAAACACUGGCAUCGGUCGGAUGGUUGGAGCCAAUCUGCUAGCCUCUCUAGAGCGCCUAGCAGAGGUCGAGGAUUUCCGCCCACCCACCAGUAUCCCGGAAGAAUCCGAAUCCCAGAACUUCCUGGAGAGUCUGCAGAAUCAACUUUACUGGACGAUUCGGCUGCUGAUCAAACGACAUAUCUUUGUCUACAGCCCCUACGAAAUUAUAUUCAGCGCCGAAGAACUCAUCAAUGAGUUGCACAAAGCCAGCACACAGUCUCGCCUUAUCACCCCAUUUGAUAUCCACAGCCUAGCCUUGGCAGCCAUGACUCUACUAGAAGCCACUGUCCUUCCAGAAUACGCAAACGAAUGCUGGGAUGCGCUGAAGAAAGUCGAAGAGAUACUCGACCAUCGCGAAAAGCGAAGUGCGGAAGCUGCAGAGUUCGGCGACAUUUUCGCAACUCCAGGCUGGGACUCUAAAAUCCGCGUCUUUCUCGAAUGGCGCCGAACCAAGGCACAGGAAAGCCAAGCCCAGGAUCCCAACCUGAACAAGAGUGGCUCUGCAGGUCCCCCGGUCAUGGGUCCAAAUGAGCAGCGAUCGCUGCAACAUCUUGCAGAUCUUGCAGUGGGCGCCGAAGGAUCAGUGGCUGCUAACUCCGGUUCACCCCCGCCGCCUGCACUAGCAUCGACUGACAAUAAUUUGAAUGCUACUUCGCCAAAUCUAGGACCCGUCGCGCAGCCCCACGGUCGUGUCGUGGUUGAUUUCACCCUGCUCACUAAGGAAGGUUAUCUUAAUGUUUUCUCUGGCUUGAUCUAUCGUCGACCUCGCUAA